AUGGCUACUAACGGGGUGCACAAUGGCGUGAAUGGAACAGCGCGCAAUCCGCUGAACCAUGAUUAUCCCAAGCCACUGAAAGUGGUUAUCGUAGGAGGUGGCCUGGGUGGCCUUUCGGCGGCCGUGGCUCUCCGCCGCCAGGGUCACGAAGUGCAUAUUUAUGAACAAUCCGCGUUGGCCAGUGAGACUGGCGCGGCUGUCCAUUUGGCACCCAACGCGAAUGGCGUCCUUCGUCGGUGGGGCAUCUACGCCGAGGAGUUCGGCGGCACAGUCAUGAACCAUCUGACAGAAUACCAAUAUUCCGGCGGAGUGGUCAAGGAGGUUGACAUGCUCGAGAUGAACAAGAUGUGGCAACACCCGUGGCACCUUGUCCACAGAGUUUCUCUGCACGACACUCUAAAGAAGGCCGCAACCACCAAGGAUGGACCAGGUAUUCCCCCCGUGCUUCAGACCUCCACCAAAGUCGUCGAGGUCGAUGCCGAGGCAGGAAAAGUCGUUUUCCAGGACGGUUCAGUGGUUGAAGCUGAUGUGAUCGUUGGCGCCGAUGGUAUCUACUCAAAGACCAGAAAGGCAAUCGACGGUGGCAGUUCGAAAUUGUUCGGCUCUGGGAAGGCUGCCUUUCGCUUCCUGAUUCCCAGGGAGGUCGCUAUGAAUGAUCCUAUCACGCGGCCUUUGGUGGAGAAGAACAACAACCUGUGCAUUUGGUAUGGCUCUGAUCGCAGAGCUGUCAUGUACCCAUGCAACGACAAUGAAACCCUGAACUUCGUUUUGAUACACCCAGACACUGAGUCGCACGCAACACAAUCAGACGAGUGGAAUAAGACAGGAACUGUGGAGCAGGUACUCAAAGUUUACGAGGAGUUUGAUCCGGCUCUUAAGCACUUGGUCAGCAAAGUCGACCCGGCCGAGCUGAAGGUAUGGCAGCUACUUGACAUGGAUAAGCUUCCAACAUGGACCAAGGGGAAGCUGGCUUUGAUUGGAGAUGCCGCUCACCCGUUCACACCUCACCAGGGGCAAGGCGCUGGACAGGCAAUGGAAGAUGCCGCCGCCCUGGCGGCGGUGCUGCCAUCUGGAACUUACCCUGAGGAUGUCGCCGAGCGUCUUAAGGUGUACGAGAAGAUCAGGUAUGACAGAGGCCACCUGAUCCAAGAGUAUUCGAGACAAGCCGGUAAGGAUUGGAUCGAUGGCAAGCCACAAAUCGACAUGAUGAACUAUACUGCUCACAACUUCGGCCACGACGAGAUCGACAACGCCAACAACGUAUUCAAGAGGUGGCUGUGGUCCAAGAAGCCUGACAUGUAUUACCGAAUGCCCAUCGGCUUUGGACCAUUCCCUGGUCCACGACAGGACCACCUCGGAAAUCCUCGUAGGGGACAGUCUGAGCGCACUUUCGUCACUGCCUCGAUCAAGUUCAAGACGUCAAGAACCUACCUGGAGACACUGUUCCCUACAUCGUCAUACAGUUUUGCUAGCCCUGCAACAGUCUGCCAGGCGAGUAUAUCCAUUACCACUCUUGGUAACAUGUCAUGGCUGGGGGGCAAAGGGUAUAGUCACAUGGGCCUCUACAUCCACGGAGUAAAAUACACCAAGAAGGACGGUAGUUCCAUCGUUGGCACACACCUUCCUGUCCUAUUUGAGAGUCUUACGGAUCCGAUUGUGUCGGGCCGCGACGAACUGGGCAUGAAUAAGGUGUUCUGCGAUGUCGACAUCCAACGGACGCCCGACUCAUACCGUGCUCAGUGUUCGUGGAGGGGGGCAAAGUUCCUUGAUUUCGACCUGAAUGAGUUGAAGGCCGAUGACCCCAAGUCUGAGUCUGGCACGAUCGGUGGCGAGGCUGACUACGGUAUCUUGGCCUACAAGUAUAUUCCUGCUGUCGGUGAGCCAGGCAAAGCCGACAUCGAGUAUCCGGUGGUGGUCCCCCAUGAGGAGGAAGCAAAGGUUGCACCGGCCAACGUCCAAGGCGUGGCACGCUCGGCGAAGCCCUCUCUGAAGUUUGAAGCCAAGGACUGGGAGAGCCUACCAACGCUGCACCACAUUACCUCCGGACUGGCCGAAAUUCCGAUCUAUGAGAUCGUGAGUGCCAAGGUAGUGGAAGGCUUUGGGGUGCCAGAUGUAUCCUCUUGCAGGAGGAUAGAGUAA
This is a messenger RNA of Neoarthrinium moseri, 2139 nucleotides long. RefSeq lists its product as uncharacterized. The coding region runs from base 1 to 2139 and encodes 712 amino acids. Gene Ontology annotation, molecular function: lyase activity; FAD binding; monooxygenase activity. NCBI's taxonomy places the organism in Eukaryota, Fungi, Ascomycota, Sordariomycetes, Amphisphaeriales, Apiosporaceae. The record is from RefSeq and is a predicted model, not a curated record. The transcript is spliced from 6 exons.